Messenger RNA from Hypomesus transpacificus, 2221 nucleotides. Its product is annotated as M-phase inducer phosphatase 1-B-like. Gene Ontology annotation, biological process: positive regulation of G2/M transition of mitotic cell cycle; G2/M transition of mitotic cell cycle; protein dephosphorylation. The record is from RefSeq and is a predicted model, not a curated record. Gene Ontology annotation, cellular component: nucleus; cytoplasm. Gene Ontology annotation, molecular function: protein tyrosine phosphatase activity. The transcript is spliced from 15 exons. The coding region runs from base 95 to 1663 and encodes 522 amino acids. Lineage: Eukaryota; Metazoa; Chordata; Actinopteri; Osmeriformes; Osmeridae.
AAAGUGGUAGUUUUUUGGCGACACGUUUAAAUCCAUCCAUACGCCACCCCGGUUAAAAACGGGCUGAACUCCUUGGCCUGGAAUACCAUUCCCCAUGGCUUACAAAGAUGGUUACAGCCUGCCUGGUCCGCUCUCCCCGGACUGUCAAGCGUCCCCUAUGUCACAGCUCGCCCAUUGCUUCACUGGACUCAGCGCAUUUCAUGCAGGUGAUACUCCACGGAAAUGUUUGGACCUCUCAAACAUCAGCACAGAUAGUCCAGAUGUCGGUGCUACACAGCUAUCUCCACACCGAGAUAAGCCUGGCUCUGUUCCAGUGAACUAUGAAUCACCUGUGCUAAGAAACAAUCGAAUGAAAAAGGUGCUAUCCUUCCUGCCCAGAUUACUGUGCAGCAGCCCAAAGGUUCUUCCCUGUGAAACUUCUUGCCGUGAUAAGGAGAAUGAGCCCCCUGCGCAGAGAGUGCAGUUUCAGUUGGGGGAUUUUCUGCCUGCUGAGGACUCCCUCUUCCAGGGUGACAGUGAGCCCUGUGGCCUCGAAAGCCCCCCUUUCUACCUCCCACCGUUCUCCCCUUCCCACGAUUGCCCAAGGGGAGCAGAUGUGGGUGGCUUCAUGGAAAUCCUGGAGCAGGAUUUUGAGCAGUCAUCAGUGACUUCCUCCAUGUCAUGCAGCAUGGCACAGCUACUCUCUGAACCCAUCAUGAACCAGGAAGUGAAUCUGUCUUCAGUAUCGGUGUGUCACCAGGAGGGCCGGCGUCUCUUCCGCUCCCCCUCUAUGCCGGGGCGUCUGGAGCGCAUGGCGGGGAAGCGCGCUUGCAGCUCCCCUGCGGUGGCAGGCCGCCCUCUGAAACGUCACUGCACCUUCUCCGCCAUCUCCGAGGAAGCCAGCCAACAGGAGGGGGACCAGGAGCCCGGGGUUUCCAGUCAGAGGAGGCUCCGGCUUAAGAAGACCCAUUCUCUGUGUGAGGGGACAGAGACGCUGGGAGGUGAUUGGGUCGAUGCAGAACUCAUCGGAGAUUCCAGUAAGAUGUACGCCCUUCCUACGGUACCAGGGAGACACCAAGAAUUGAAGUACAUCACAGGAGAGACUAUGUGUGCUCUACUGGAAGGGAAGUUCAGCUGUCUGGUUGAGUCCUUUGUUGUCGUGGACUGUCGCUACCCUUACGAGUAUCAGGGGGGGCACAUUAAGGGUGCGAUGAGUCUGCCAAACACGGUUGAGGCUGUGCAGUACCUCCUCUCUGAGAAGCUGAAGGCGAGCUCUCCGCACAAGAGAUUUAUCCUGGUGCUACACUGUGAAUUCUCCUCUGAAAGAGGCCCCAGAACGUGUCGCCUUCUGCGGCGCGAGGACCGCAGCGUGAACGAGUACCCAGCCUUGCACUACCCCGAACUCUACAUUCUCAAGGGGGGCUACAGAGAUUUCUACCACUCGCACCAGGAGCACUGUGACCCCCAGGCCUACUGCCCCAUGCACCACCAGGACCACAGGGAGGAGCUGCUCCGCUGUCGCACCCACGGCCGGGCCGCCGUGGAGGAGCACCGACGGCGCCAGCACAUCCACCGCCUCAUCAAACCACUUCAUCAAGCUGCCUCGUCUGACCACUGUCCCAGCCUCCCCGGCAGAAAAACACCCGGCACAAACGGUGAUCUUGAGACGAGUGGACGUCAUUAACUGAAAUUUCAGAGAAUGCGCUGCUGUUUUAUUUGAUCUUUUUAAAAUAUUUUUAUUUGUAUCCGAUCAUUGUAACAAACUUGUUUUUCACCGUAUUGGCUUGUACAUGAAAUGAGACCUAUUUUUUAACGUGUUUUGUAAUCCUUCCCCUUCAUAUGCUGCCAUGGUAACUAUGCACAAGGGUGACUCAUUUGAAACGGCCUUGUUUUAUUUGUGUGGCCGUGCAUUUUAAUGGCAGAAACUGCCGUGGCCACUCACACGCCUUAUUGCCACUUAGAUGAACAGGAUGUGUAAUCCACUAAUCCCACUGUAGGAUAUUUUAAUUACAGAGAGGACAGAAGGUUAAUGGAUUUGGGUUUUUUUUCAUUUUAAAAUUGCUUUUAAGCUAUUUUUGCAUUUACAGAGUAUGAUGUUAUUUUCAGUAACAAUUAUGAGUGUUUUCAAUUGUCCAUCAUGACUUUUUAAACUUUGAGUCCUGGCAGGGUGACCUUGAAAUAUGAAUUCUGCAAUAAUAAUGACCAAAUAUUUGGAAUAAAAUACAUUUUAUGAAUAAAAAAA